ACAACUGUGGGUCUCCUCCGCCCGCGCCCCGUUUCCCUUCUCUUCUGGGUCCCUUUUCCUAUGGAUGGAGACGAGCUCCCGAAACGACCUGUGGGCUCCAGUCGCAGAGAUAAUAGUCUGGACUGGAGGGCGAGGCGGAAACGUAGUAAAUGUGCUGCCCGUAUUCCUGCUGCCCUCGGCUGGGAAACAACUAGUCUGUGUGGCAAGACCAUUUCGCAACUUCCAACACGGCACGUGACGCAGCUGUUGUGGGGCGAGAUGACGUAAUCCCCGGGCGAGCGGCGCUGCCAGCGUCUCGCACACCUCCUCCUGGAACGAUAAGCUGCAUGCGAGCCGCUCGGUGUUUGCCUCGCUCAGUCAGUGUGGGACUGCAGCAACCCACUCCCGGGGCGCUUUGCAGAAAACAACAACAUGCAGACGUUGAUUCCUGGGGAUAAACAGGCCGCCAAGCGGUCAGAAUUUGCAGCUGUGCUGCAGUAAUUAGCUCAACUGCUGAACGUUCGGACUAUUUUUUAAAAAAGGUUUUUCAGUUGACUGGCUCUUGCCAGCUACAGCUCAAAACGGUAAAUGAAGGAGGACGGAAAACGGUGCUGGGAUGCGGCAGAAGUGCUGCACCUUCUCAGGUCAUUUUGAAUGUGCAUUUCCCUCCCCCAGGAUGGAGGUGUAGUGAUGAGGAAACAGCUUGUAGAAUUUGUUCUUUCAAGCAGCUGUCCAAGCUGGAAAAUGCCUCUGUCUCAGAGAACCAUCUUGCGGCCCGCCUGCAGCAGGAAGCUUUGCAGAAAUCUCUUUGGACCGGUUGAUCACGAACAGCUCCAGGAGGACUUUCAGGCCUUGAUGAGGGCCCAGCUGGAGGAGGCCCAGCAAAGGUGGAACUAUGACUUUGAAACGGACACCCCACUCGAAGGGGUCUACAAAUGGGAGAAGGUCUCCCAUGUUGAUGUGCUGCCGCCGCAAGACCUGUUGAGCCACCCAAAGGAGAACCAUUGUGCUGGUGAAAAGAGCUUGAGCUCCCCAGUGUGUCUCAAGGUGCAUGCAAAGAUGGACAAUCCUGUGCAGGCAGGCUUUGAGGCUUGUAAGACUGACUCCACAAGGGGUCUGAAACGAAAGCAGACCAGUAUAAAAGAUUUCUAUAGCUCAAAACGCAGAACUGUCCCCUAUAAGUCCAAUCCCUGAAUUGCAGUGCAACCCAAAUGUUGCCAUGCAGUCCUUGGCUGAAGAUGCUGACCUGUUCUUCACUGCUGUUGUCUGGAAUGGUCUCUUUGGACAGAACACUCAGUGACAUCACCAAGAUGGCUUUUGAAAGGAGCAACUGAUCAGUUGGGGAUUUAUGCUCCGAAGCGUCUUGCAGGCCUCUUGUAUUUUACAUAAAACUGUAUAGUGGACUGGUAUAACGCUCUGGAAGAAUGUAGAAUUUCUUCUCCUUAUUUAUGAUCAGCACUGGAGCUUUAUGUACAAUGUAAUAUUUUCAAGCUGUAUCUUUAAAGUAACUUAAUUGUGGGUGGGUGGGGGAAAGAACCUAUUUAAAGCUAACUGCAAUACCAGUAAGAAGGGAUCAGUGCACAUUCUGUUAAUGACCGAGACCAUAUCUACCACCCAAGUCAUUUGCCAUCUUUCAUGUAUCUGCCACAGAUGAAAACUUUUAUGUGGCAGGAAUCACUUGGCAGGUGCAAGGCCUAAAGUACCAAUAUCUCUAAAGGAGAAUACUGUCCUAGUUUGACUCUGGGUUUCCUUAUCGUACUAGGUAAAAGUGGGGUGAGUGAAAGCUAAAGAAGUGUGCUAGUCUAGCAAGCUAAUGUCUUUAUGAAUGAUGAAGACCUUUGUUAUGGUGAACAGUAGAGGCCCACUUAGCUGUGGCUUCACAAACCUAAUACCUAUAGUACUGCAGGAAGGAUGAGGAUUCCCUAUUCGGACAAUAGUAGACAGUUUAUAGAUCACUGUUCUUAUGCAGUUCUUUACUGCAUAAUGUAAAAUGUUUUUCUUUAUCGGACUGUUUAAAAGUACUGUUGGCCACAUCUCAUAAAUAACACUAGCCUGGGAGAAAACAUUCCCUGUGGUAGCCAGGAGUCUGAGCUCUGAAAUAUACCUCACUACUUUCUACUAGUUUCUACCAUAAAGUCUAACGUAGACCUGUUGAGAACAUAACCGAUAUAGCCACUGGACUGGACUUGGUACAGUACAAAACCUCCCCCACACAACUUUGUGUCAAGUGCUAUAACUGGAGAAGUGAAAACUGUAUGGUUUAGUUCAUGGUGAGUAGUAGCUAGGGUUGAUGUGGCACACCCUUUGAUUUCAAUUGCCUUAUCUCCCCUGGGCAUGGAGCACUUGUGGCAGAGGAUGAUAAAGGGCUUACUCAUACAGUACAUGCUUUCUAAGGAUACCUGUGUUCUGUCCUUGAAGGAUGGUGUAUUUUCAAACUGGCAACUACUUGACAAUCAUCACAUAAAACUACAGCUCAGUUUCUUUCUCAUUUAUAAAAUAAUGUGCGAGCUUGGAUUCUUCAUUUUGAAUUUGAAAAGGAUAUUCUAGUUGUCCCUGUCUUGUCAAAAUCCUAACUCUUAAUACUGGGUAUAGUGUGUAACAUUGCAAUUCAAGAAUCUCCUCUUAAAAUGGUAUACAAGCCAAAUCUACAAUUUUGGUUCUCACGUACUACCUUUUGCAAUAGGUGUUGGAAUUGCAAAGUGGGGGCAAUAUUCCAUUUGGUCCCAAUCUGCUGUGUUCGGCUUCUUGGAGAGCUGCUGCUUCAUUGAUUAUGAAAGCAGGUGUUGCACCUUGACUGCAGAACUUGAUCACUUAAUGUGUUUAGUUAAUGAAGCAGGCACUUGAUUUGACUGCAUCUGCCUCACAGAAAACAAAAUUCCUGUAGACCUAGGAAAGGGUUCUGCUAGCAGCAUUGCUUAAUGACUUGUAUAGUUUUACUGCAGACAGGUGCAUGCAUGUGUUCUUGGAGCCUUUCCUGCACCUCUUUUUUGCUUCUGAGCAAAAAGGUGAAGGUGUGGGGAGAAGAGAUGUUUGUGUACCUGGUGAGUGUCAUGGUGGGGUGGUGGUGGUUUCCAUAGCAGCACAAAAGGAAGUAUAAGCAGCCAUAUCAUUAUAGAGUGGUGGUUUUUGUUUCUUUUUUUGUUUUAAAGUGGUAAAGCAUACAGUUCUCAGAUGAACUGUAAAACUGCAGCUACUCUAAUCAUGAAGGACAACUUGCAUGGUUUUUUGAAGGGUGGUUUUGCUAGUGUGCUUAUUGGACUGAAGUUCAUGUUUUGGGAUGUAUGGUAAGGGUGUGUACAGAACCGACUAGCCUGGUUUGAGACUGGACUGGUUUCAAACCUGACUGUCCAAGUUCGGUCUGGCCCCCAUCGAACCCCCGUCCAGUCCGGAGGGGCGGCGUUCACAAUUUUUUUUAAAAAAAAUAUAUAAAUAAAUUAAAAAUGCCUCUAACGCCUUCGGGGGGCUUCCUGUAGGCCGCGGGGGGCGGGGGCGGACCACGAAGGUUCCUCCUCCCCCUGCUGGCCACUUAAAUCACCACUGCGGCCCAGGAAAAUGCUUCAUUUUGGCCCUUUCGGGUCUCCGUAAGUGCGUGCGGCAGCCAUUUUGGCCACCACAGCACAUGCAUAAAUGGCCUCUGCAAGGCCUGGCGUGACCCAGGGCCUCGCAGAGGUCAUUUGCGCAUGCAUGGUGGCCCACUGUGCAUGCGCAAACAACCUCUAUGAGGCCCUGGGUCAUGCCAGGCCUCGCAGAGGCCAUUUAUGCAUGUGUGGCAGUUACGGAGGUCCAAACGGGCCAAAAUGAAGCGUUUUCCCAGGCCAUGGCAGGGAUUUAAGAGCCUGGCGGGGGGGGGUAACCUUUGCGAACCCCACCCCCACGGCCUACAAGAAGCCCCCCCGAAGGGGCUAGAGGUGUAUCCAAAAAAAUAAAAAAAAUUCGUGGACUUGUCCGGAGGUUUGGUUCCAGUCCGGAUGGAACUGGGGUGGGGUUCAGUUCAAUCCCGAACUCCCGAACCUCUGGAUCGUUCUUUACAUCCCUAAUGUAUGGUGGUCCAUAUCACACAGACAUCCACAUGGUGUAAAAGCCAUCAUUUCAGAAACCCCGUUUCAGGCACUUUCUUAAGCUUUGCCUAUGGCUUUCUGCUCUCCAUGGAGAGGCAUGGCCAUCUUGUCCAUUGCACUUUUGCAUUCAGGAUCAUGCUAGGACUUCUAGCACUAAUCUAUUUGUUGUGAAUUAUAUGCUGCUGAACUGACUAAGCCUAGGGCUUGUAAAUAAAGCAAGUUCAUAAUGAA
Messenger RNA from Hemicordylus capensis (graceful crag lizard), 4268 nucleotides. RefSeq names its product cyclin dependent kinase inhibitor 1A (gene CDKN1A). Gene Ontology annotation, biological process: signal transduction by p53 class mediator; regulation of mitotic cell cycle. Gene Ontology annotation, molecular function: cyclin-dependent protein serine/threonine kinase inhibitor activity. Bases 634 to 1173 code for a protein of 179 amino acids. Gene Ontology annotation, cellular component: nucleus. The record is from RefSeq and is a predicted model, not a curated record. The transcript is spliced from 3 exons. NCBI's taxonomy places the organism in Eukaryota, Metazoa, Chordata, Lepidosauria, Squamata, Cordylidae.